Zerene cesonia (dogface butterfly) is the source of this 1624-nucleotide messenger RNA. Its product is annotated as heme transporter hrg1-B-like. The coding region runs from base 119 to 574 and encodes 151 amino acids. Gene Ontology annotation, molecular function: heme binding; heme transmembrane transporter activity. NCBI's taxonomy places the organism in Eukaryota, Metazoa, Arthropoda, Insecta, Lepidoptera, Pieridae. The transcript is spliced from 3 exons. Gene Ontology annotation, biological process: heme transport. Gene Ontology annotation, cellular component: plasma membrane; lysosomal membrane. The record is from RefSeq and is a predicted model, not a curated record.
AAAGCGGUUCUAUUUUCAUUUCGUGAAUAUUCCUUCAACCUUGUUUGUUUUUGUUUUAUAUUUAGGGAUAACGUCGCAUAGUUUUAAUUAUUAAUUAUUUUGUCGCAUCAUUCAAAGAAUGUUACGUACGAAAAUUCAUAUAGCGCUGAGCGCUAUCGGCGCAUUCUUCGGUUUAUCAGCUUUUAUAUGUUUUUGUAUUAUUUGCGCAAAUAUUGAAGCUGGAAUGUGGGCGUUAUUAUCCGGUAUUCAUGCAUCGUUGACCUUGAUGCUCCAUUGUCAUUAUUUAAAGGAGUCUUUACAUGUGAACUUUUCAAGAAAGGCUCUACAAUACAUUGGAGAUUUUGGAAUGGUGGGCUUUAUAUCAGGGAUGGCACUGACAUUAUUCUAUAUAUUCCUUGAGAUUUAUUAUAAAGCAGAUAUUUUACCGAUAAAGUCUAGCAUCAUAAUAAGAAUGGUGUGGUCAUUUAUGAUGAUGAAAUGGGGCUUGAUGUUGUAUAUAUUUACGAAGAAAUAUCUGCGAACCUACAAUGAUCAUCAACUGUUCUCAGAAAAUCCUAACAUUGAAGAAACAUAAGAAUUUAGUUUAUUCAUAUUACAUACAAACCUUAUUGAGAAUGUAGAAGUAUGUUUUGCUUGCAAUUUUAACUUUUUUCUUUUUCUAAGAUUUUAAUUAUUGCUAAUGUAAUACAUAUAUUUCAAUGAGGUUUCUAAGUCAAAAUGAUUUUAAAAAUUUUUAGGUCAUUCACUUGAGUAUGAGUCAUAUGUUAUUGUGUAACUGGACAAAAUAAUAUAUCAGUUUGCCACAUAUAUUAUAUGUAUUAGUGAAAAGAUGAUUUUUUACUUAUUUCAUUUUUUUUGCUUUUUUCCAAAAUUUUCAAUUUCAUAAUAUACAAGUACCUGCUGUUUUUUUCUUAAUACUGUGAUAUUGUGUACUCUAUAAUAUGAGUGGCAAAUGGCAACAAGUGUAAUUUACACAGUAGUAAAUUAGGUUGGCUUUAUCUUUUUUUAUUUAUAUUUAUUUUAUAGCGACCCAAUGCUGACAUUAAAACUAUCUGAUAUCAUAUGCAUGUCUUAAUAAAAUAAAUAUAUCUUUUUAUGUCAUAGCAGUCAACUGAGCUGGUGGUUUGUAAUAAUAAGUGAUCACCACUGCCUUUCUACAUUUGCAGAGGUUGUGCCUUGUAUUUGUGGGCUGGCAAUGGUGAGGUAAAGGAAAUGGGCCCAUGCCUUCCCUACACACUGUACGAAACAAUAAUAUGCUAAUAUAUGCUUUAAUUAUGCGGCUCUGGUGUAGUACUUCCAGGGUGUGAGCUGGCCUAAUUCAUGCCGUGCAUGCUCGACUCAGACAUAUAAAAUGGUCUAUUAUAAUGCUUAUGUAGGUUGCAGGUUUUAUAAUUAUUAUAAAUUUUUAAUUUAAAAUUUAAAUUCGACCAAAACAUAUUUUUAUUGAAACUGGUUUAGACUUGUAUAUGCCAAAAAUAAUAUUAGUUAAAUAAUAUUUAUUCAAUAAUUAUUUUCUUUUUGGAAAAUUAAUUUCGCAGUAUUUUUUUGAAAAGGCUAAAGAUUUAUGUUAUUAAAAUUUAUUUGUGAACCCGUUAGUAUUGAUGUAGAAGUAUAGCAUAGAAAA